This is a messenger RNA of Populus trichocarpa (black cottonwood), 2311 nucleotides long. RefSeq lists its product as uncharacterized. The transcript is spliced from 6 exons. The coding region runs from base 295 to 2145 and encodes 616 amino acids. Lineage: Eukaryota; Viridiplantae; Streptophyta; Magnoliopsida; Malpighiales; Salicaceae. The record is from RefSeq and is a predicted model, not a curated record.
UUCUCUCUCUAAAAAAAAAACCAAAAACAAAAAAAAAAAAACAAUUAAAGAAAAGGAAAAGGAAAAAAAAAACACUCACUCACACUUGCAGUUGCCGGGAGUUUCCCCAGCGAUCUUCCCGGCUAAAGGUUUUGGUGUUUGAGUUUGUGUUGCAGAUUGUCUGAGCUUGAUCGUGAUCAAUGGUGUAAAUGAGCGAAACGGCGUAGUAAGGAGCGGUGUUUGUUCGUGAAAGUAGGGGUUCGGGUUUCGAGUGGAGAUCACCGGAGUCUCCGUGGAACUGGCUAACUGCAAAAAAUGCACAAAAGCUUUUGGAUUACCAGAGAUGCCGGGUGUUUAAAUGAUGGAGAUGUGGGUUUUGAUAAUUCCUCGAGAAUGGAAGCAAAGCAUAGUCAUCAGUGGUUUAUGGAUAGCCCUGGACCUGAAUUGUUCAGCAACAAGAAACAAGCAGUCGAACAUUCUAGCAACAACAGGCCAGUUGCGGGAAUGUCACACAUGAACAUUUCUCCAUGGAAUAAUACUUCCAGCUUCCAGUCAGUUUCAGGACAUUUCAGUGACCGUCUGUUUGGGUCUGAACCAUUGCGGCCUAACAAUGGUAGCAAUUUUCUUUCUUCUGGCAAUGGAAAUAUGAACAUGGGAAGAAAGGAUUUCAUAUAUGGCAGCAAUUGCUCUAUGGGUUUGUCUAUGACUCAUAACAUUGAAGAUCCGUCUGCAUCCAUUAGUUUUGGUGGCAUCAGAAAAGUAAAAGUCAAUCAAGUUAGAGACUCGAACAUUUCUUCAUCAGUGGGGCACUCAUAUGCUAGAGGAGAUGACAAUAUAAUUUCAAUGGGUCCUGCCUAUAAUAAGAGAGAAAGCAACACCAUCUCUUUAGGCUCUACUUAUAAUAACGGGGAUGAGAAUACCAUCUCAAUCAGCCCCACAUUCAGUAAGGCAGAUGGCAAUUUCAUUUCAAUACGUCAUGCAUUUAGUAAGGAUGAUGGAAAUUUCAUAUCAAUGGGCCACAAUUAUAACAAAGGAGAUGAGAGUAUGUUAUCAAUGGGCCAGCCCUUUGACAAGGAGGAUGCCAAUUUUAUAACAAUUGGUCCAUCUUAUGACAAGGAAAAUAACCAUUUCAUAUCAAUGGCUCCCUCCUACAAUAAGGGACAUGACAAUUUCAUUUCAAUGGGACCCUCCUAUGAUAAAACAAGUGAAAACUUCAUUUUGAUGGGUUCCUCAUUUAGCAAGGGAGGAGAUAAUAUCAUAUCAAAUGGUCCAGCAUAUGACAAGGCAGAUUCUGACAUUACAUCCAUGGCACCUGCCCAGGACAAAGGGAAUUCUGGUAUUCUAUCUAUGGGUCACAACUACAACAAGGGUGAUAACAAUGCCAUUUCUUUUGGAGGCUUUCAUGAUGAACCUGAGACCAAUUCCUCUGGCAAUAUUAUUACUGGCUAUGAGUUGCUAGUGAGCAAUCAGGACACAGCUCAAACUUCAGAAGUAUUGUCUCAGAACGUUUUGCCCCAGGCAAAUGCAGAUCCACAGUUGAAUACUGAUAGUGCUCCGAAGAUCAUUGCUGAUCCACAGCUAAAUAGUGCUCUGGAGGCUAAUUCCAAAACUGAUACUGACAUCAAGGGUAAAGAGCCAAAGGCAUCAAUCAAUGCAGCCCCCAAGAAUAAAGAGCCAAAGACACCAAUUGAUUCUGCCUCUAAGAAUAAAGAGCUGAAGACAUCGAAGAAGGUCCCUGCUAACAACUUCCCUUCAAAUGUCAAGAGCUUGCUAUCUACUGGCUUGCUUGAUGGGGUCCCUGUUAAAUAUGUUUCCUGGUCAAGGGAGAAAACUCUUGAAGGAAUCAUAAAAGGGACUGGGUAUUUAUGUGGUUGCAAAGAAUGCGGCUCUAACAAGGCUCUGAAUGCAUAUGAAUUUGAGCGUCAUGCUAACUGCAAGACCAAGCAUCCCAAUAACCAUAUUUUCUUUGAGAAUGGGAAGACUAUCUAUGCAGUAGUUCAAGAGCUGAAGAACACUCCUCAGGGGGUGCUGUUUAAUGCAAUCCAAACUGUUACCGGGUCUCAUAUUAAUCAGAAGAAUUUCCGUAUCUGGAAAGCAUCAUAUCAAGCUGCCACCCGUGAACUUCAGCGCAUCUAUGGAAAGGAUGAAGUCACUGUGCCAUCUUGAGAUGAAGACCCUGCUUUUAGAACAAGUGAGGUGGCAUGUGUUCUGUGCAUAGAAGCAUAUUUCUCUGGUAAUUUAUAGACUUGUUUUGGGAUUUCUAUUAAUUUUGAGAGGACUGUUUAUUUAACUUUUUUUUAUCCUUUCAAAAUAGAAUUUAAGUUUUUGGACU